GUGCGCACGCCGCUCUUGGGGCGGGGCCUCCCGUCAGCCGGCAGGGGGCGCGCACCUGACCGGGAGUCGACGAUUUCAUGGAGGGGGCGGAGGCCGGGGAGCGGGCCGCGGUGGCCCAGGAUCUGCUCGCCCUGGGGUAUGAGGGUUUCCUGGGGGCGGCGCCUCUGGGCACCCCGUGCCCCGACUUCAGGGCGCUGUGCGCGCGGCUGGCGGCGGAGCUGGCGACUCUGGGAGCCUGGAAGCGGGAGGAGGGCGCUGGGACGCUGAGCGCCGGCGACGGCCCCGGGGAGGAGGAAUUUCUGCGCCAGUUGGCGGGCCUGCUACGGGAGUUGCACUGCCCAGACCAAGGGCUCUGCGGCAGAGACUGCGCGGCAGCUCUGCGGAAGCCUGGCGCGUGCCUACGCCUGCUGCGCUUUCUCUGCUCCGAGCUCCAGGCUGCCCGCCUCCUCCGCCUGCAUGCCCGGCGGAAUCCCAGACCUGUGCUGCCCGGUUGGGAAGGAGCAGAGAAGGGAGCUGGAGUGGUCCAGGAACUUGUCCUUACCCUCCAAGCUCUGGGGCUGCCCAGACCCACGCAGGGGACCCUUGCCAGCCAGCUGCUGUGGGAGUUGCAUGCCAAGAUCUCAGAGCUGCUGCCUUCCCUGCCCCCAGGGUCCCUGCAGGCCCUCCUCAGCCACCCGCUGGAUGCACCUAGAUGGGAGGCACUGGAGUUUCUGUCCCAAAGGCUGGGAGAUCAGUAUUGCUGCCGCCGCCGCCUGCUCCUCAAGCGCUUGGACCUCACAAUAUCUGCUUUCUAUUGGAGUGACAGGGCAGAGGCCCAAGGAGAGGUCAUAAAGGCAGUGCUGACCCCAAUUCAAGAGGUUCUGACUCCAGCAUCAGAUGUCUCCAUUGCACACGUCCUGGCUGCCCGAGCUGACCUGUCUCAUCUUGUCCCAGCCACCAGCAAGGCUGCUCGUCAGGGGACCUGCUGUGCCAUCAACAAGGUGCUUAUGGGCAACAUGCCAGACCGGGGGGGCCGCCCAAGUGAGCUGGAGGCGCCCAUGCCCAGGUGGCAGAGUAGAAGAGAGGACGGAGGUGGACAGAAGGUGGGCCGCCAGUGUUGGGGCCGCAAGAAAAAGAAGAAGUAAAGGGAGACUGGUGGUAGCGGGUGGGGGGAUUGUCUGAGGUGUUGAUGCCAGUGACCAUUUCUGAGGAGUCUGUUUGAGGGUUUCUCUUGACAUGUGGGCCCCACAGCCCAUUCCUGAGACCUCAGAUGUCCUCCCACCGACCCACCACUCGACACCAAGGACCAUGUUCUCUGGAAAAUAAAAUUAAUUUAUGACAGA
Molecule: messenger RNA, 1322 nt
Organism: Manis pentadactyla (Chinese pangolin)
Lineage: Eukaryota; Metazoa; Chordata; Mammalia; Pholidota; Manidae
Gene: TSLIG3C
Product: family with sequence similarity 98 member C
Exons: 8
Coding region: 78-1124 (348 amino acids)
Cellular component (GO): tRNA-splicing ligase complex
Source: RefSeq, a predicted model, not a curated record